AUGGCUCUUAAAAUAUUUCUACAUUUAUUUCAGGUUUCAAGAGAAGAAAGGAGGAAUAUUAUAGUGUGGCUAUUUGUUAGCUUGUUGUUUGAUAUCCAGUUUAUUCAUACCUUUGGACAAGAGUAUUCUGGAGAUCAUUCAGCAACAGAUAUUCCUUCUAACACAGGCCUCCCAGAUGACUUUUACACAGAAGAAGUUACAUUUUCUGGCUACUAUCCUGACACCCAGCUUGUUACAGAUGAGCCCAGACGUUACCCUUCUCCUACAGAAUCAUAUUUUGCUGCAAGAGAUGUAACUACGGUUACAACAAGACUUCCCUACCACCGUCAGACUAUUCCAAGCGAAAGUGAAGACAUUUUACCUGCCCCAGAAGUAUCCUACUAUAAAGAAGGAAUUAAUUUGCUUGAGGAGUUCAGGGUACCCAGUGUUUCAGGAGUCCGGGUCAUUACAGGAUCACAGUCUCACCUUAAAGCGUAUGAGCUAGGAGCACAUGUGCGAGUUGGUCGACAAUCAAGGUUGAUAUUGCCGAAUGGAUUUCCAUUAGAGUUUACUUUAGUUUCCACCUUCAAAAUGCUCAGAAAGACAUCUGCAAAAGUCUGGAAUCUAUGGGAAAUGGAAGCAAAAAAUGGGGCUGAGCAGUUUAGGGUAAGACUGUAUGGGGAAAUAAAUGCGGUGGAAGUAUACACCAUUGCGGCAGCAAGCAGGGAUAAAAUCAUUACAUUUGAAAGCCAGGACACAUUGUUUGAUGGGAAUUGGCAUAAACUUUCACUGAGUGUCAAGAGAAACCAGCUUACACUCUAUGUGGACUGCCAACAAGUGGGCACCUCACCUGUUGCUAUUUAUAGAACUAUUAUUCCAGAUGGAUUCAGCACCCUGGCAAGGAUGGUAAAGGAUGAUGUCACAGCUAAUGUUGAUAUUCAGCAGUUUGUGCUGUUACCAGAUGCAGGGAGAGCAGCCGAAGAGACUUGCUGUGAGCUACCCGAAGUGCAAGAUGAAAGGUGUGCAAGUGUAGAUCAAACCGCUACAUCAUCAAGCUGUAACUGCUUGCCAGGGGAUCCUGGAUUUCCCGGAUUUCCUGGAUCCAAGGGUGAAAAGGGUAUCCAUGGAGCACAAGGAUAUGAAGGAAUCUAUGGCAGACAAGGAUACAGAGGACCAAAAGGAGGUCAAGGGAGAAGAGGUGAUCCUGGGCCAAGGGGAGAUCCUGGUCCAGAUGGUUCAGAAGGUCCUUCUGGGUUUCCCGGUGAUGUCGGAUUUCUUGGUAUUCCUGGAGAAAAAGGUGAAGAAGGUAUACCAGGGAAAAAGGGAGAACUUGGGUUGUCUGGACCGCAAGGAGAACCAGGAGAGAAAGGCAAUAUAGGUGAUAUUGGUAAAAUUGGCAGUGAUGGCAUUGAUGGAGGACCUGGAGAGAAGGGAUCACGAGGACCACCAGGAAAACAAGGACUAGAGGGACCUAAAGGACAAAAGGGCAUUAAAGGCAUUUCAGGUUUUGAGGGAGGCAGAGGGGAGACAGGAUAUACGGGAUAUCUUGGAAUCACAGGCGAUCAAGGAGAAAAAGGAAUAAAGGGCAUUGAAGGCUUGUCUGGUAUCCCAGGAAACAGAGGUGACCAUGGAAAAGAUGGAUUUGUUGGUGUACAAGGGAGAGAAGGUGACAUUGGAAAAAUAGGAUUAAAGGGAGACAAAGGAGAUCCAGGACCACAAGGCCCAUCAGGAAUUGAAGGCACCGUGGGACCAAAGGGUGCAAGGGGGGAUUCCGGGAUACCUGGAAAACCAGGACCUCAAGGAGUCAAAGGACCAAAGGGGUCACAAGGGCACACUGGAGAUGAUGGUGUAAAGGGUGAAAAAGGACGGCAGGGGGCCAAGGGAAAUGUUGGUGCAAAGGGCGAUGGUGGAGACAGUGGAGACAAGGGAUCUCAAGGAAAGCGUGGUCCUCCUGGUCCAGAGGGUCAAGUAGGCAGAAGGGGAACACCUGGAUUGCCAGGCUCAAGAGGUUACCCUGGUCCAGUUGGUGUGAAUGGACAACAAGGUCCUCCCGGAACUCCUGGACAUCCCGGGCCAUUGGGGCCAGAUAUGCCUGAACAUCUGGUAUAUGAGCUGUGCCGUAAAGUAGUAAUAGAGCAAAUGUCACAGUAUGCGGCUGCCAUUCGAGGAAAGUGUGCCAGUGCUUGUCCAACAGCCAAUAUGUCAUUAAUAGGACCACCAGGACCUCCAGGGCCACUAGGAAAAGCAGGAAAGAAGGGAAAAACAGGUUCUGCUGGAUCCAAUGGAAAUCGUGGGCCAAGAGGACCAAUUGGACUUCCUGGGCUAAAAGGAGCUGAUGGGGAACAAGGUGACAAAGGCAUUAAAGGACAAAGAGGUAACACAGGAAAUGGUCUUCCAGGGCCAGAUGGACGACAAGGGCCUACAGGUUACCCAGGAUACCCAGGGAUUGCAAAGAAUGGAGAGCCUGGAUCUCAGGGCCCUCCAGGUUAUACAGGGCCCCCAGGGCAACAAGGGCUGCAUGGUCCAGUAGGUGUGCCAGGGUUCUGUGAAGCCAGAGACUGUGGAAUUAAUGCCCCUUCUAUGCUAAAUGAGCAGGGCCUUUUAACAAAGAAAUUGUUCUGAACAACAGCGAAGUGAACCUAGAACAAAACAAGAUAUCAACUGCUACAGUGUGUUUGUCGUAUACCACUACCGUAUUUGCUCAGACAAUCAACUACUAGCCUUCCAAACACAACUCAAGUCUCACCAAACCAUCAUUCACUAGUUCUGUACAUUAGUAAGAGAGUCACCAAACAUGUUCAAAAAGAAUGAAAGAUUUUGAUGAUCAGUGAACCAACCCAUUUGUAUCCAACAAGAAAAUUUAAAAAGAUGAGAAUUCAAAACACUUUUUUUUUAAUAUGUAAAAAUACUUCUCAAGCCAAUGAUAAAUGAAGAUCCUAAAUAAAGAUUUUUAAUACAAUUAUUGACUUGACCGCAAAUUAUAAUUAAAUAUUAUGACCUAUGUUGUAAGUUAAUUUUAAAUUAAACCUAUUAAAAUGUG
This is a messenger RNA of Bombina bombina (fire-bellied toad), 3019 nucleotides long. Its product is annotated as collagen alpha-1(IX) chain-like. The transcript has 28 exons. Lineage: Eukaryota; Metazoa; Chordata; Amphibia; Anura; Bombinatoridae. The record is from RefSeq and is a predicted model, not a curated record. The coding region runs from base 1 to 2601 and encodes 866 amino acids.